GUAUAAAUAGUGUAAAUAGCAAUAUAAAUAGUAGCAAGCAAGAGAAAAAGUUAAAAAAACGAAUGUAUCGUACAAAGUCUAAUGCAUGGGAUUUUUUUACAAAAAUUGAUACAACACAUGCUCGAUGCAAUAUUUGUAAGAAAAUAUUUAAAAAUUGUGGGAAUACUACUAACUUUUUGAUACAUAUAAAGAAACAACAUGAAGUCGAAUUUAAUAAACAAUAUUUAAGUGGUUCAGAUUCUGAAGGAUUAUGUUCCGAGGAUUCAAAAUCAAUCACCUCCACAAAUGUCUGUGUUUCAGAUGGAUGGACAUCCAAUGCAAAUGAAAGCUAUUUGGGUAUUACGUGUCACUUUUUUAAAGUAACUAAUUUUUUGACUUUGCAUUCUACUACCUUAGAUGUAAUAUUAAUUGAAAAAGACGAGACUGCAAAUAACUUAAGUCAGUUAAUCAGAAACUGUUUAACUGAUUGGGAAAUAUUUGACAAAGUGAAUCAUAUUGUAACUGAUAAUGCAGCAAACAUGAAGCUAACUGUUGAGUUGCUCAAUAAAAAACAUUUUCCAUGUUUUGCACAUAGUCUCAAUCUCGUUUUGAAAAAUGCUAUUACAAAAUGUAAUAACAAAGAGGUUCUUUCAAUUAUUACAAAAUGUAAAAACUUAGUCACAUUUUUUCAUCACAGUUCUAAGGCUAGUAGAAUGUUAAAAGAAGCAAACAAAAAAUUAGCUGAGGAAGGAGAAACUGUUCCUUGUAAAUUAAUACAAUAUAUUGACACAAGAUGGAAUACAUUAUAUCAUAUGAUCAAUAGUAUCAUUGAUAAUCAUAAUGGUAUUAAAUUGAUUCAACUAAAUGACGAGUACUCAGAACUUCCAAUUUUAACAAAAGAAGAAAUACAAUUAACCAAGCAAAUAAAUAUGAUAUUAGAACCUUUUGAGCAAGCAACUAAAGAUAUUUCUGGUGAAGAUUAUGUUUCUAUUUCACUCGUAAUUCCUUGUAUAAAAGGCAUAAUAUUAAAACUGGAAGCUAUUCAUAAAACAUUAAGUUAUCCAGCAGCACUUUCAUUUUAUGAAAAAAUUCGACAAUUUAUUGACGAAAAAUUAAUACAUUAUGAACAAAGAACGAUUGGCAAAGUAGCUACGUUGAUUGACCCAAGAUUUAAAAAAAUAGGAUUUCGUUCACAAGCAAAUUACGAAGAAGCAGUUAACAUGUUACAAAAUCUUCUUGCUGCUCAAUUUAAAAGUUCGGAUCAAAUUGAAAAAAAUGUUAACCUAACUCACUUUAUUAAUAACAAGACAAACAAUUGUAGUGUUGCCAAGCCUACUGGAAUCUUCAGUUUUAUGGAACAUUCGUCGCAAUCUUCUGUAGCUAAUAUUGAUAAUAUUGUUUUAACAAGAAAUUAUCUAACAU
Nylanderia fulva is the source of this 1401-nucleotide messenger RNA. NCBI's taxonomy places the organism in Eukaryota, Metazoa, Arthropoda, Insecta, Hymenoptera, Formicidae. The record is from RefSeq and is a predicted model, not a curated record.